Messenger RNA from Callithrix jacchus (white-tufted-ear marmoset), 5837 nucleotides. RefSeq names its product transient receptor potential cation channel subfamily V member 2 (gene TRPV2). Gene Ontology annotation, cellular component: plasma membrane. Gene Ontology annotation, biological process: calcium ion import across plasma membrane. The record is from RefSeq and is a predicted model, not a curated record. Lineage: Eukaryota; Metazoa; Chordata; Mammalia; Primates; Cebidae. Gene Ontology annotation, molecular function: protein binding; calcium channel activity.
CCCUGGAGGCUGUCCGCAUCAGCUCUCUCCCCUGCCCAUAACUGGGUCAACUCAGGCCCUGUUAUGGGCCACACAGCUGCUGGAAGGCGUGUGGUCGUGGAAAAGGGGAGGGGAUAGAUGUCAGUGUAGUUGGGGAAGAAUCCCCCAUCCAUGGCAACUCCCAUCGGAGGCAAGGCCUCACCAUCCAAGGGCUGCCUCUGAUUGUCCCCCACCCCCACCUGAGACCUCAGUGGCCAGAUGGGGGAGGGGCGGGGGCGGGGCGAGAUUCAAGCAGGGUGUGUCCAGAUGGUCAGUCUCUGGUGGCCAGCCUGUCCUGACAGCAGAGUUAAGCUCCCACUCUCCACCGGUGUCUGCUGGCCAGGUGGGCUAAGGGUGACCGAGAGACCAGAACUUGCUUGCUCGAGCUCAGUGCUCAGAGCUGGGGAGGGAGGUUCCGCGGCUUCUCCGCUGUCAGCGCCCGCAGCCCCUCCCGGCUUCACUUCCUCCCGCAGCCCCUGCAACAGAGAAGCUCCGGGAUCCCAGCAGCUGCCACGCCCUGGCCUCAGCCUGUGGGGCCACAGAGGCUCCCCAACCCUAACUGGGGCCCCACCCUCGCCAAGUGAUGGAGGCUGUGGUUUCAGUUUUCUUGUGAGGGCUCCAGUCAGGCCAACACUGACCCGCAGCUGGGAGGAAGGCAGGAUCCUUGACACCUCUGUCUCCAUAGAGGUCCCGGCUAGACGAGCAGCCUCCUCCCCCUAGAAUGACCUCACCCUCCAGCCCUCCAGCUUUCAGGCUGGAGACUUUAGACAGAGACCAAGAAGAUGGCUCUGAGACAGACAAAGAAAAGCUGGAGUUUGGGAGGGGGCCGCCUCCCAUGGAGUCACAGUUCCAGAGCGAGGACCGGAACGUCUCCCCUCAGAUCAAAGUGAAACUCAACUACCGAAAGGGAACAGGUGGCAGUCAGCAAGAUGAAAACCGAUUUGACCGAGACUGGCUCUUCAAUGCGGUCUCCCGGGGUGUCCCUGAGGAUCUGGCUGGACUUCCAGAGUACCUGCGCAAGACCAGCAAGUACCUCACUGACUCGGACUACACAGAGGGCUCCACAGGGAAGACGUGCCUGAUGAAGGCUGUGCUGAAUCUUAAGGAUGGGGUAAACGCCUGCAUCCUGCCGCUGCUGCAGAUCGACCAGCACUCUGGCAAUCCUCAGCCCCUGGUAAGUGCCCAGUGUAAGGAUGACUAUUACCGAGGCCACAGCGCUCUGCACAUCGCCAUUGAGAAGAGGAGUCUGCAGUGUGUGAAGCUCCUGGUGGAGAAUGGGGCCGACGUGCACGCCCGGGCCUGCGGGCGCUUCUUCCAGAAGGGCCAAGGGACCUGUUUUUAUUUCGGUGAGCUACCCCUCUCUUUGGCUGCCUGCACCAAGCAAUGGGAUGUGGUGAGCUACCUCCUAGAGAACCCACACCAGCCUGCCAGCCUGCAGGCCACUGACUCCCAGGGCAACACGGUGCUGCAUGCCCUGGUGAUGAUCUCGGACAACUCAGCUGAGAACAUCACACUGGUGACCAGCAUGUAUGAUGGACUUCUCCAAGCUGGGGCCCGCCUCUGCCCCACCGUGCAGCUUGAGGACAUCCCCAACCUGCAGGGUCUCACGCCUCUGAAACUGGCUGCCAAGGAGGGCAAGAUCCAGAUUUUCAGCCACAUCCUGCAGCGAGAGUUCUCAGGACCGAGCCAGCGCCUUUCCAGAAAGUUCACGGAGUGGUGCUAUGGGCCUGUCCGGGUGUCGCUGUAUGACCUGGCUUCUGUGGACAGCUGGGAAGAGAACUCGGUGCUGGAGAUCAUCGCCUUUCAUUGCAAGAGCCCGCACCGACACCGAAUGGUGGUUUUGGAGCCCCUGAACAAACUGCUGCAGGAGAAAUGGGAUCUGCUCAUCCCCAGGUUCUUCUUAAACUUCCUGUGUAAUCUGAUCUACAUGUUAAUCUUCACCACCGUUGCCUACCAUCAGCCUGCCCUGAAGAAGCAGGCUGACUCCCACCUGAAAGCAGAGGUUGGAAACUCCAUGCUGCUGGCGGGCCACAUCAUUAUCCUGCUAGGGGGGCUCUACAUCCUCGUGGGCCAGCUGUGGUACUUCUGGCGGCGCCACCUGUUCGUCUGGAUCUGGUUCAUAGACAGCUACUUUGAAAUCCUCUUCCUUCUCCAGGCCCUGCUCACAGUGCUGUCCCAGGUGCUGUGUUUCCUGGCCAUUGAGUGGUACCUGCCCCUGCUUGUGUCUGCGCUGGUGCUGGGCUGGCUGAACCUGCUUUAUUAUACCCGUGGCUUCCAGCACACAGGCAUCUACAGUGUGAUGAUCCAGAAGGUCAUCCUGCGGGACCUGCUCCGCUUCCUUCUGGUCUACUUAGUCUUCCUUUUUGGCUUCGCUGUAGCCCUGGUGAGCCUGAGCCAGGAGGCUUGGCGCCCCGAAGCUCCUACAGGCUCCAAUGCCACAGAGUCACUGCAGCCUGUGGAGGGACAGAAGGACAAGGAGAACACGUCCCCGUAUGGGAACAUCCUGGAAGCCUCCUUGGAGCUCUUCAAAUUCACCAUUGGCAUGGGCGAGCUGGCCUUCGAGGAGCAGCUGCACUUCCGCGGCAUGGUGCUGCUGCUGCUGCUGGCUUAUGUGCUGCUCACCUACAUCCUGCUGCUCAACAUGCUCAUCGCCCUCAUGAAUGAGACCGUCAACAGCGUCGCCACAGACAGCUGGAGCAUCUGGAAGCUGCAGAAAGCCAUCUCUGUCCUGGAAAUGGAGAACGGCUACUGGUGGUACAGGAAGAAGCAGCGGCGGGCAGGCGUGAUGCUGACCGUUGGCACUAAGGCAGAUGACAGCCCCGAUGAGCGCUGGUGCUUCAGGGUGGAGGAGGUGAACUGGGCUUCAUGGGAGCAGACGCUGCCUACGCUGUGUGAGGACCCGUCAGGGGCAGACGUCCCUCGAACUCUCAAGAACCCUGUCCUGGCUUCCCCACCCAAGGAUGAGGAUGGUGCCGCUGAGGAAGACCAUGUGUCCCUCCAGCUCCUCCAGUCCAGCUGAUGGCCAGAUGCAGCAGGAGCCUGAGGACAGAGCAGGGGGUCUUUCUAGCCACACCUGCUGGCUCUGAGAUUCCAGUGAAUUCUGGUGGCAAAUAUAUUUUUUCCCAAACUAACUCUUCUGGAAACAUUAUUUGAGCAGAGUUGCUGGGACCCUUAAAGCUGGUUAUGUUCAGAUGUCUCUGUGUGCACAGGUCGGUGUAUGGGACUAGGUUGCUCCUGCCCUUGCCUGGGCACAGAGACCCUCAGCUGCUGUGUCCCCAUCCUUACCCCCAUGUCCCCAAGUCUGGGGACUGUCCUCUACCUGGUUACAGGCAGCUGGUCGAGGUGCUGUGCUCACUGUUGUGGCAGAUAUAUGGUGGUGGACAUGGGCAAACACAGCCACCUCUCCUUUCUCCACCACGACACGCUUUGCUUCCCACAACCACCCUGCUUUCGGGCAGGCACCUGGGAAGACCCGUUAAAGCCACCUCUCUUGCAUUCUCUUCUUACUGGGCUUCUUGCUCAUCUUCCACCCCUCCCGAGCCAUUCUCUGCAGGGCAGCCAGAGGGGCCUUCCUAAGACACAAGACAAACAUGUCAUCUUUGUGCUCUGAAGGCUUGAGAGGCUCCCCAGUACCACAGAAUGCCCUAGCUGGCAUCCCAAGACCCCCAAGGUUUUGCCCAAGCAUUUCCGGACACCUCCUCCCUCCACCUGUUGCCCCGCCCUCUUUAGCACUCUCCCCAAAUUCAUGCAAGCCAAGAGACCUCGUGCUUGAUCCCUUGACCUGGCUCUUGCUGGAAGCUCCUCACCUACAUUAAAACCCUACACUUAUUUCUGAGGUCAGCUCAAAAGGUCUUAUGAUUGCCUUCCCAGUUUUUUGCAGUCAAAAUGAAUUUCUCUCCCGUGGUAUAACCGUGUGUGUGCAAAAGGUGUUUGCAUGGAUUAUUUUCCAAGGAGAGCUUAGCAUGUUCAUAGGCUGAAAGGAAAGCCUCAGUAGAGAGUUUUUCAUGGAAGGUGAGACAGGGACAUAGGUGAAAGAGGCCCCAGGGGAACGAGAGAAGAAAUGAGGUGGGCAGAGCUUUGCCCCAGAGGCGAGGAGAGGAUGGACUUGGAUCCAGGUAAGACGUCCGCUCGUUCCUUAAAGGUCGUGCUAAAGAGUGAUAAGGGUGGUCAGUGCGUGGGGGUUUGAUACGUGGAUACGGUAAAAUAGCUGUGGUGAGAGUAUUUGGCGACCCUCAAUAGAUUCGGGAAGAGCUACUAGGAUGAAUGCUUGCCGGGUGCCAAAACUCUAUAGGGUUUCACGUGUGUUAUCUCACGUGAUCUUCUGGGGCGCGGGUGUCUAGGUUUUCCAGACCAAUCGGAAGCUGACAGAGGAUGAGUGAUUGGCCCAAGACCACCCAGCUGGGGAGUGGAGGAGGCGGGGCCCAAAAACCGCGCUCCAGCCCUCGCGCAGGCGCCCUGGAACUCGCCGCGCUUCUUGAGACCCAGAAUUCCCGGGGCUGUGGAAGAGACCAUAGGCUAAACAGGAGGGGGAGCCCUGGGUAGCGCGGCAGGCUGUAUCGUUACUUGGCGGAAAGUUCCUGUGAGUCUUUGCCAGCGUCCCCCUCCUUUUGUGAGGAAUGGGAUAUUCCGACUCCUUAAGGGCCUGGGUUGCGGAAUGUGCGACCCUUUCGCUCCAUUUGUCAUGUAGGUAGGCUCGCUAGGUAUCGGGGAAUGGUGGUUAGGGGCAAGAGCAAAUAAAGAGCUCGAGCUUUAGUGGUUUCUGGGGAGAUGUUCCCGGAAAGCCUGGCUAGAGGGCGAGGGCAGCUGUUGAGAUGGCGUGGCUCCCCGGCUCUGGCGCCCACGUGGCCUUCGCGGCGGGCGCCGCGGCCAGGUGUUGGGCAGCCUGGCAGGGCAGCGCGGGGUCGAAUACGGCGGCCGUGGCUGAGUCUAAUGGAUCACGCUUGUGGCAGGGCCACAGUUGGAAGAGCCUGAAGUCUGCGACCCGGUUCUUAGGCCCGCCACGGACAGUGUGCAAACCCGAGAGAACAGGGUUGCAGAUUCGUGAAGGAUUCCUCAGCACGUUUGGCAGCUAAGUAUUGGAGCCAGGAGCCUUCCAUGAGGUUUUGAGAAUGGACUGCAAUUUUAGGGCUGGUGGCAGCAUCUCAGCCCAAGAGGAGGUUAUAUUCCCAGAUGAUGUCAGUCCCAAGGACCAGUAGCUGCGAUCAAUUUGGAUUCUGAAACCUUAUUAACGGGCUUCAACAUUGGAUGUAGAAACAUGCUUGCCUUGCAUAUCAGAGGACAUGCUCAGCAGAUCCAAGAGAUAUAUUUGGCAAAUUUUUCUAGACAAGGCACAUUGGGUAUCAUUACAUUCUUGAGUUUUUUGGGUUUUGAGACAGUCUUGCUCUGUUGCCCAGGCUGGAGUGUGGUGGCACAAUCACAGCUCAUUGUAGCCUCAAUCACCCAGGCCUCAGCAAGCCUCCUGCCUCACAGCUGGGACUCCAGCUCACACCACCACACCUGGCUCAUUAAAAACAAUUUUUUAGUUGAGACGGAUUCGCUAUGUUGCCCAGGCCAGUCUCAAGCUGCUGGGCUCAGAUGAUCGUCCUGCCUCAGCCUCCAAAGGCUCAGGCCAAGUUCUACCUUUGUCCUUUGCCAUCCUGCCCAACAGGAUGGUCUUUCCAUUUUUUUAAUGAAUGGACUUUCAUGAAUAAGUUAUGUUGGGGGGGGGGCGGCCAAGUCCUUUAAGCUGGAAAUUGUAAAUUCCUCCUGAAAUGUUUUCAUGCUGUUACCAUGAACUAAUACUACAAUAAAGGAUGGUCUUUGGUAUUGAUUCUUAAAAA